CCAGAGCGCAGGCUUUGUUUGGAUGUAAUCACACAGAAGAUAUUUCCGCGUCGAUGUUUUGCUGGUUUUAACCCUUUAAAAAAAAAAAACUGUGGGACGGAAUUGUGCCACAUUGGAGUUUCCCGAUGCGCUUUGAGGGACGAUACACACAUACGAGCCUCAAUCUUCAAUGCUUGUCCUUGCAUGGCAUGAGCGAAGUAUAAACAACCGGCGUGUGUGGUGUGUGCAUGUUUAGAAACUGUUUAAUCAACCCGGAGUUGGUGUAUGUGUGUGUGUGGAGAACAAAUGGCCAUAAGGCGUCCACCUCAGAGCGCGCACAAAUUCCUGUGAUGUAGAUGUGUCACACUUUGCCAAGCUUUUUGUAUGGCUAAACCCGGAGCUUUCCUAAUUACUGGACAAAAUUUAAGGAGUUAGAAGUUGUUGUGUCUUGAACGACUUUUGCCAUCACUGUAUCAAUGAUGACUGAGAACAACGAGAUGGAAAGCGAGUCUCAGCUCCAGCGCUCCCCAAGCACCAUGUCCAUCCAACCCAUGUCAUCCAAGCUCCAGAGACUAAAGCGCUCGCUGUCCUUCAAGACCAUGAUGCGCAGCAAAAGCGUGGAGAACUUCUUCCAAAGGUCCUACAGCGACGCUCGCCUGCCUCCAGACUUCAUCACCGACCCGCCACCUCCUUCCCCCCCUCUGCUGCCCGGCUCUCCGCUCGUUGGCGACCGCUCGCAGUCCAAUUCACCAUCUCUAAGCCCCAACCCCUCCAUCUCCUCCCACUCCCCAUCUCUCAGCCUCUCCCCAUCGCUGCCCGCCAAGCCACCCCGACCGCAGAUCACACACUGCUUCCAGGAUCAUGUCUUUCGCAAGCCCACCAACUGUCAGCACUGCAAGCACAUGAUAGUGGGAAACUCCAAACAGGCGCUGCGGUGUAAAACAUGCAAGAUGGCUGCUCACCUGUGGUGCACCUCAGAACUAUCGCAGCAGCUGUGUCACGGGAAGUCUGGAGCAUUCAAGCGAAACUUCAGCUCGCCAAUGCUCGUCAACGACCAGUUGUCUGUCGUCAAGGAAGUUCAGCCAAGCCAAGAAGCUGCGCGGAUGCGUGUAGACCCCGUGUAUGCCGCCUUGCGCUAUGGGACAUCCUUGGCGCAGAUGAGCCGCUCCAGUUUUGGCAGUUUAUCAGAGUCACCAACACGCAGCCUGGGGGAGGGAGGUGAGGAGAUGCAGCAGAGACAGUGCAGCAUGGAGGAAGAGAUAACACAGGAGACAGGGGACACUCCUGUCCCUGACAACGAGAUUGAAAAGGAGGAAGAGGAGAGCAAUGGCCAAGCUCUGACAGAAGCUGCAGAAGCUCCUGCAGAAGCUCAGACCCCUGCAGAGGAGAGCAGUGCGAUGGUGCCCAAGCGCAUUGAAGUUCACUCCAUCCACACCUAUGUAGCGCUCUACAAGUUUCUGCCUCAGGAACAAAAUGACCUGGAACUUCAUCCCGGCGAUCGUGUGCAGGUCACCGACGACUCUAACGAAGAGUGGUGGAAGGGCAAGAGUGGAGACAAAGUUGGCUUCUUUCCUGCCAACUUUGUGCAGAGGGUCCGGCCAGGAGAGCGAGUGUGGCGGGUCGUCCAAGGUUUUCCUGGUAACCGAGAGAGAGGACACAUGGCCGUGAAGGAAUCUCAGAUCUGUGUGGGGAAGCGGGAAGACGGCGAGGUGUUCCUGAAGCUGAGCAGCGGGAAGAAGAGAGGGCUGGUCCCAGCUGACUCCAUAGAGGAGAUCUGAGCUUCUGUGUUCACAUAGCCAUCCCUCCACCUCUACUUCCCCCGGGAGGCACCCAUCCUCAGACUACCACCAUCACCCCUCCUCCCCCACCCUGCCCUCGGCAAAACGACAGCCGCAGCCUCUCCAACCAAUCCUGACUAAACCAAACACAGAUAAGCUGGAGGAAAAACACACUUCUGCACAGAGCUGGAAGCACAGCCCCCCAUGAACACACUGCUUCCAGCUGAAUUGAUUUACUGUCUUUAAUAGAGUGUAUGCAGUAGUCCUGCUUUUAGAGAGGACCUGUUUCUCAGCAGUCUAGUGUUUCUUUCCAGUACAAAAAUCAAUGUUUAAUUAUGACAACGGAUUCACAAAUGCUUUAAAUAUGCUCGCCAGAUGUUGCUUCUCAUUUUGUUUA
This is a messenger RNA of Plectropomus leopardus (leopard coralgrouper), 2154 nucleotides long. RefSeq names its product SH3 and cysteine-rich domain-containing protein 2-like. Gene Ontology annotation, biological process: skeletal muscle contraction; positive regulation of protein localization to plasma membrane; positive regulation of voltage-gated calcium channel activity. The record is from RefSeq and is a predicted model, not a curated record. NCBI's taxonomy places the organism in Eukaryota, Metazoa, Chordata, Actinopteri, Perciformes, Serranidae. Gene Ontology annotation, molecular function: protein binding.